AUGAAACCACCCCCUCUUCUGACCUUCUUGUGCCUCCUAGUGGCCCCGGCUGCCGGAAACCUGGUCCAGUUUGGGGUGAUGAUUGAGCGGAUGACGGGCAAGUCGGCACUACAGUACAAUGACUACGGCUGCUACUGCGGUAUCGGGGGCUCCCACUGGCCAGUGGACGCCACAGACUGGUGCUGCCACGCACACGACUGCUGCUAUGGGCGGCUGGAAAAGCUGGGCUGUGAGCCCAAGAUGGAGCGGUACCUCUUCUCUACCAGCAAAUGCAACGUCUUCUGCGGCGGCAAAACUGACUGCCAGCGUCAGACCUGCGAGUGUGACAGGAGGGCUGCUCUCUGCUUCCGCCGCAACCUGGACACCUAUGAUCGCAAAUAUGCCAACUACCCCAACAAGCUGUGCUCUGGGCCCACCCCGCCUGACGAAGGCUGA
This is a messenger RNA of Suncus etruscus (white-toothed pygmy shrew), 435 nucleotides long. RefSeq names its product phospholipase A2 group IIE (gene PLA2G2E). Bases 1 to 435 code for a protein of 144 amino acids. Gene Ontology annotation, molecular function: phospholipid binding; calcium ion binding. Gene Ontology annotation, biological process: arachidonate secretion; lipid catabolic process; negative regulation of T cell proliferation. The transcript is spliced from 4 exons. The record is from RefSeq and is a predicted model, not a curated record. NCBI's taxonomy places the organism in Eukaryota, Metazoa, Chordata, Mammalia, Eulipotyphla, Soricidae.